AUGGAGGAGUGCUCUUGCCUCUGCGGCGCGGGCUCUUCUCGGGGAUGUCGGUGUCUUCAGGAGUGCCAGGGCCCAGCUGAGACGGCAGCAGCAGCGGCCGAGGGCAAGCAGGCCCCGGCAGAAAAGCACCUCGAGGCGCACGCGGCAGCGCUGUGCUGUGCAGGGAGUGGAGGAACCGCGAGCCCCUUGCCGCCCCCGCGCUGCUCGCUGCAGGACCUGCCGGUGGAGAUGCUGGUGGCGAUCUUUGCCUCGCUCCCCGGCACCGACCUGCCCAGCCUGGCCCAGGCCUGCACCAAAUUCCACCACAUCCUGCACAGCGACAGCAUCUGGAGACGGCGCUGCCGGGAGGAGUACGGCCUUUGUGAAAACUUGCAGGACCUCGAGAUAAUCGGUAGGUCUUAUCGAGAAGUCUAUGCGAAGCUGCUCCACCCAUACAGAAACAUUUUGGGUUUGUGGCAGCUAGAUUCAAGCUAUAGAACACUGCUGAAUGUAGUGGUGGAUGGCUUAUGCAUUACUGGUUGGAAGUACAGCCCUUCCCUUAACACCCAUGUGGAUGCCCCAAUGCAGUUCGAGCCCUUCUUCAGAAUUCGCCUGACGGAGAGGAAAUCAGCCACGGUGGAGUACAUGGACAACUACUACAGCUUGUCCCACCGCCGCCACAUGCAGAUUCAGAAGGACAGGUUCAGCAUCCAGUGGCUCAAGAGCGAUCACCAAAAGGAUUCACCUACGCGGCUUAGGGGAGAACGGGGACGGGUGCUGGUGCAGGAGGACAGACAGCAGUAUGACUGCCUGACCUACCGCCGCCUCUACCUCCCACCAAAUCACCCGGACGACCUCAUCAGGCCCGGCCUCUUCGAGGUCGAAUAUAAUUCUGCCGGCCUAAUGAUUGCCAUGCUCAGCUUCCGUGGGAAGUAUGCCAAGAUCUCGAAGAUCACGGGAGUCACCUUCGGGCAGAUAAAUAUCCACCUCAUGCGCCGCAUCCCGCUGUCAGAUGGCGAGAUCUUCCGCAACUUCAACCAGCUCUCCCGCGUGGUCCAGGAGAUUGACAAGCAGGUGAUCCGCGAGCAGCAGCAGCAGCAGCAGCAGCAGCAGCAGCAGCAAAAAAACGGGACUGAGGAAAGCGAGGGCCAUGCCUGGCAGAGCCCUGCCCAGCCCAGCGUCGGGGAGUCCGGGGCUGCAGCUUUGGAGGAGCAGCCUGUUCCGUUUGUUCUGCCUGUGGGCGUGCGAUCAAGAGACCAGAACUACCCCCGAACCUGCAGGAUGUGUUUCUAUGCCGCGGACAUUGGUACCUUUGAUCCCUUCGCCUACCCCAGGCGCUGCCCUGGAGUCUUCAUCCUGUUCGAUGAGAACCACUUCGGGUUCAUCUGGCUGGAGAGGAAAUUCUUCAUCCUGUACAGCAGAGCUGGGGAUGACGUGUUUACCAAGUUCUCAGCUUUGAUAAAGAACACCAAGAAGGAUGCACACGAGAGCCACGAGAAGAGCCUGCUGCCGGCCCUGCGGCGGCUGGACGACUAUGAAGUGAAGGGGGGCCUGGCCUGGUCUGGCCGGGGCCUCCAGGUUCUGGACAGUGCCCUCGCGUCUCCCGCAAUAGCCACCCUUCGCUGGAGAGCGCCCUGUUUUAGUAACGCCCCAGGCUGA
Myotis brandtii (Brandt's bat) is the source of this 1638-nucleotide messenger RNA. Its product is annotated as F-box only protein 31. Lineage: Eukaryota; Metazoa; Chordata; Mammalia; Chiroptera; Vespertilionidae. Bases 1 to 1638 code for a protein of 545 amino acids. The record is from RefSeq and is a predicted model, not a curated record. Gene Ontology annotation, molecular function: protein binding. The transcript is spliced from 3 exons.